Messenger RNA from Epithele typhae, 1647 nucleotides. RefSeq names its product alpha/beta-hydrolase. The transcript is spliced from 11 exons. NCBI's taxonomy places the organism in Eukaryota, Fungi, Basidiomycota, Agaricomycetes, Polyporales, Epitheliaceae. The record is from RefSeq and is a predicted model, not a curated record. Bases 1 to 1647 code for a protein of 548 amino acids.
AUGUGCGCCAGGGCCUCGGAUGCUUUAUCGGACUGGUUCCCAUGCCCAGAUACAGACACCCUUUCCUGUGCAUACUUUUCUAUUCCCCUCGACUACAACGACGCGUCAGCGGGAAAUGGCCAGCUUCUCGUCGUCAAAGCAAAUGCCACCGGAGCAGAGCCCAAAGGGACAGUCUUCCUUAACCCCGGUGGACCCGGGGUGUCCGGUCUCCAGUCGCUCAUUGACGACACCCCCGCGUUGAUGAACAGGACCGGUGGAGCCUACGACUUCGUCAGCUGGGACCCUCGUGGCGUCGGCCCGUACACUUACCCAGGAAACGUCUACUGCAUCGGCGACGAGGAGUACGACUACUUCUGGGCAGGCACCAUCGAAGCCGACGGUCUCAACUCCCUCGGCGACUUCUCGAACUUCACCGACCUCACUACGCUCUACGCCCAAGUCCCUCUCAUGACCGAGAAGUACGCCGCGCUCGGGAACAAGUGUCUCCAAGGCCCCAACGGAACCACCCUCGAGUACGUCGGCACCGCCGCAACGGUGCGCGACAUGGUCGCGCUGGCGGACGCCAUCGUUGGGCCCGACAGCGAGAUCAACUACUGGGGCCUUUCAUACGGCACGUACUUGGGCAUGGUCUUCGCCAACAUGUUCCCGGAGCGCGUCGGGCGCGUUAUCCUCGAUGGCGUAAUCGACGCAACAAAGAUCGCCACGCUGCAGUCUCACCUGCUCUGGCGGGACCAAGUCGCGUCGACCGAGGACGUGUACAGCGCCUUCGCAAAUGCGUGCGCCAUGGCCGGCCCCAGUGGGUGCAGCCUCGCCUUUGAUGGCGUUUCUGGGGCGGACGUCGUCAGCCUGCUCUCCACUGUAGUUGAGGAGCUGCACGCCCAUCCUAGUGAUGCGCGCUUGCGCCUGAUGCGGGGUGUGAUGUAUGGGAGCAUGUAUCAGCCUCAGAUGUGGACCGCCGUUGCGAACGAGACGAUUCCGCAGACGAUCAAGGUGGUGCUCAACGGCACGGAACUGGACGAUACGUUCGCCAGGCGUCGCUCACUCGCCAAGCGUGACACGUUCACUCAGAACAGUUUCACACAAGCCGCGGUCGUGUGCGCGGACAGCGUCGACGCAGAUCUGGAGGUCACGAUGUCCGUGCUCUUCGACGAGAUCGUCGAGGUCACCAAGAAUGUCUCACAUACCUUCGGUCCCCUCUGGCCUGUCCCAUGGUUCCAUUGCUCCACCUGGCCAGUGCGCGCCGUCGAACGGUACCAAGGCCCGUUCAACGGCACGUUCGCGAACAAGGUCUUGGUCAUCGGCAACACGUAUGACGGUGCGACCCCGUUCUACGAGGCACAGGCGACUGCAGAGGUGCUUGGCGACCAGGCCACGCUCGUCCAGCAAGAUGGAUUUGGGCAUACCACUCUCUACCAGUCGUCGCAAUGCGUGACAGACAUUAUCACGGCGUAUCUCGAUGAUGGAACGAUGCCCCCUGGGACUGCGGCGAUGCCGACGGUGUGUGCGAUUGACGAAUCGGUUGAGCUAUUUCCGGGGGUCACUGAUCCGUGGACGUCCCCGCAAACGGCACGCUUGCCGAUAGGAUGUGAUGGACAUUUAGGCCGUUCGAAUUCUCUCACUUGGACAGUGGACGCUUUCCAGAGUUAG